Messenger RNA from Erythranthe guttata (spotted monkey flower), 1826 nucleotides. RefSeq names its product protein RICE SALT SENSITIVE 3. Lineage: Eukaryota; Viridiplantae; Streptophyta; Magnoliopsida; Lamiales; Phrymaceae. The record is from RefSeq and is a predicted model, not a curated record.
AUUAUCAUUUGUAUGAAUUAAGGGUGCCAAGAUUUGUACCAGAAAGUUAGCUCAAUUUGUUUUAGGUAAUGAAUAUUAAUUGGUUGGCGUUACAAGUGAGACAAGCUACACAGGAACAUCCUGUUGGUUGUUUCUUCAUCACUUUUUGUUCAGUCUUAAUUGCUUGAUAAAAAUAAAACAAAAUAAUAUUACAUAAAACAGAAAAAGAAAUGUCAAGCUCAGUUAUUAAGAUACAUAAUUGUCUUGAUCUUAAGUUGCAUUCUUCCAUUGAUUCUAAAAAGAUUCGAAAUCAGUCCUUAAAUUUUUAUGCUCAAAUGGGAAUUAAAACAAAAUAAUUUUGAGACCAAGUUCUUGAGUGAGGGAGAACAAAUGUCAUUAUCAAACUUCUAUAGAUACAUCAAUUUAUCUCUAUAUCAUAAAAUAAUGGUGCAGAUUUAAAUUUCCAAUUAUUCAAGAAUUGCAUUAACAUGUGGUGGAGUUUAGUAUAUAUAUCUUACUCUUUGUGAAAUUAUUGACUCCAAAUAGUUUUCCAUCAAAGCAUAAUAUAUAGCAAGCAACACCUUUUUCUUUUGGCUGUUUUCCCUUUAAUAUAACACUACAAAUUGGAGAACACCUUUUUUUUCUAUCUUUUUUUUUUUUUUUUUUUCUCUCUUGCAUCAUUGAACAAUGGAAGGUGGGAUUCCUAUGAUAAACUGUUUAUUACAGCACACACUUAGAAAUUUAUGUGCAUGCUCUGAUUCUUCCUCCACCACUUCAAAAUGGGCAUACGCAGUCUUUUGGAGAAUCCUACCAAGAAAUUAUCCUCCUCCAAAGUGGGAUAAUGGAGGAGGCCUUCUUGAUCGAGCUAAAGGAAACAAAAGGAACUGGAUUCUUGUAUGGGAAGAUGGGUUUUGUGAUUUCUGGGAGUGUGAAAGAGGUGGGAAGAGAAGAUUUGGUGCUGAUACUUUCUUCAAGAUGACACACGAGGUUUAUAAUUUUGGAGAAGGAUUGGUGGGUAAAGUUGCAUCAGAUAACACACAUAAAUGGGUGUUUAGAGAUAGCCCCAUUGAGAAUGAUCUUUCUUCAUGGAAUGUAUCCAUUGAUCAUCCAAGAGCAUGGGAAGCCCAGUUCAGCUCUGGCAUUGAGACUAUAGCGAUUAUAUCGGUGAGAGAAGGUGCCAUCCAACUUGGCUCAUUCAACAAGGUUGUUGAAGACGUAAACACGGUGUUAAGCAUACGAAGAAAAUUCAGCUAUCUGCAGAGCGUACCUGGACUAUACCCUAUGCAGAGGCCAUACGCACCAAUCGAAAAUCGAAACACUUUCGAAGACAACAAUUGUCAAAAACUUUUACAAUCCAACGAACGUUCGUAUAGUGGAAUUAUUGAUGAUAAGCACCACAUGGUCGGAUCAAAAAGGCAAAACUACGAUCAAAUCGACGAUUUAUUGCCUGCUAAAUCCUUAUACUUAGGGUUCAAUAGCCCACAAAACGGCAAUAGUGAAGCGUUACCCUUGUGGUCUAUUCCACCCCCUUUUCCCUCAAUGCCUUGCAAUAACCUCAGCGCAAUUUUUUCGAAGAUUCCGUCCGCUUUGAUGCCGUACGAUGAUGCUCUUGAAGGUGGGUUGGUCAAUAGUCAAAAUUUGAUUCCGGACGUCGAUGUUAAGGUGGAGGCGCCAGGUGUACGAGAGGAUGGAGUUGAUGAAGAUACAAGAUCCUUAAAUCAGACAAUAAGAUUGGUUUAGGGUUUUUCUAAGUCUUGAUUUAUCAGAGUACUCAUUUUCUAUCCUGUAAUAAAUAUUUGCUAAGAUUGCUUUUUUUCUUUAUUAUUAUUAUUUAUUUUUUAUUGACU